This is a messenger RNA of Sciurus carolinensis (gray squirrel), 740 nucleotides long. RefSeq names its product cytochrome c oxidase subunit 4 isoform 2, mitochondrial. The transcript is spliced from 5 exons. Gene Ontology annotation, biological process: mitochondrial electron transport, cytochrome c to oxygen. Bases 103 to 618 code for a protein of 171 amino acids. NCBI's taxonomy places the organism in Eukaryota, Metazoa, Chordata, Mammalia, Rodentia, Sciuridae. The record is from RefSeq and is a predicted model, not a curated record.
GGGCCGGGGGGCGGGCGCCGGCGCUCUGGUCCCUUCUCAGCCUGUUCCCCGUUACUCGCUGGAAGAACCGGGUCGCGCUCCGCCGCCGCUGCCAGCCGCGAGAUGCUCUCCAGAGCUGCCUGGAGCUCCGUGCUGAGAAGAGGUGGCCUUGCAGCUCGAGGGACACACAGCCCAGGAGGCACUGCCCGGGGCCAGGGCAAGAUGACCCCCUACACCGACUACUUCGCCCAGCGCUCCUACCCUAUGCCGGAGGAGCCCUUCUGCACCGAGCUCAGCGCCGAGCAGCGGGCCCUGAAGGAGAAGGAGAAGGGCAGCUGGACCCAGCUGAGCCAUGCCGAGAAGGUGGCCUUGUACCGGCUGCAGUACCACGAGACCUUCGCAGAGAUGAAUCGGCGCUCCAGCGAGUGGAAGACCGUGGUGGGCUGCGUCUUCUUCUUCAUCGGGUUCACUGCCCUGCUCCUGUGGUGGCAGCGUGUCUAUGUGUUCCCUGAGAAGCCUGUCACCCUGACGGACGAGUGGAAGGCCCGGCAGCUCCAGCGCAUCCUGGACAUGAAGGGCAACCCGGUGCAAGGCCUGGCCUCUCGAUGGGACUACGAGAAGAAGGAGUGGCGGAAGUGAUGCCCUCUGCUGGCUGCCUUCCAGGCCUUCGCCUGCAGCGCCCCGCCCUGGAGCCCCAGCGCCCUCCCCUCCCCUAACUCCAAUAAAGCUGGCCUCUUCUCUCCACCUUGAGCCUCCGCUUC